CACUCGCACUUACAGACUAUGUAUGUUAAUGUAUGCUGUGAUACUUGGUAAAUUACAUGUAUGCUCUAUUCUGAUCAUUCUACUACAAGUGUCUAAGGACCAUACUGCUUUUUAUACUGUUUUUUUUUGUUUAGUAUAUACAUUUUUUUGCCUGUAAUAUUUAAACAAAUCGCUGUUAUGGAACUAGAGCUAGCUGCCAACAGAACUGUAUAUAGUACACAUCCCUGCUAUGAAUCAUAUGACUCAUAUUACAAAUUCUCAAGUAACCCUUCUUUUGCUUGUGUGGCAUUGUAUGUUUUCCUCGGCUCGCUGUCUCUCAUAACUGUAUGUGGUAAUCUCCUUGUAAUAAUAUCAAUCAUUUACUUCAAACAGCUCCACACCCCUAACAACUACCUUGUCCUCUCCCUUGCUGUGGCUGACCUGCUUGUCGGAGUUUUAGUCUUCCCCUUCAGCAUGACAUUCACUGUCACUUCAUGUUGGUAUGAUGAAGAUUUGUUUUGUAAAGUACGAGGCAUCUUUGAUGUAACACUGAGCACAGCUUCUAUUUUGAACCUAUGUUGCAUUUCUAUUGAUAGAUAUUAUGCCGUGUGUAAGCCUCUGACUUACAAAAGUACAAUAACUGAUCGCAUCACUGCAAUUAUGGUUCUUGUAUGCUGGGGUACCGCUGCUUUAAUUGGAAUUGGCAUCGUCAUUGCAGGAUUCAAUCAAGGAAAAUGUGAAGGGAAUUGUGUAAUUGAUGCUUUAAUAUCAACCACAUUGGCAUGUAUUUUUUCAUUCUAUAUUCCAGUCAUUGUAAUGCUUGCCAUCUACCUAAAGAUUUUCCUUGUUGCACAGAGUCAAUUAAACAGCAUCCACAGUACUGCCUGUCAAAGCAGAAAGCUCACUGCAGCCGUUAGUAAGAUGGAAAGAAAAGCAACAAAAACGCUUGCUGUUGUAAUGGGGGUUUUUCUCUUAUGUUGGAGCCCUUACUUUCUUUGCAUCAUAUUCCAGUCUUUAACAUAUGACGUGACCCCAAUUGCUGCAAUUGAAACUUUAAAUUGGCUAACUUUGUCAAAUUCUAUGUUGAAUCCCUUUAUAUAUGCUUUCUUUUAUAGCUGGUUUAGAUCAGCUGUCAGAAUGAUGAUUUCUGGAAAGAUUUUUCAAGGUGACUUUGCAAACGCACAGCUGUUUUAAAAUAAUCUUUUACUACACAUGUAACCUUCACUGGAAAUGUAUUAUAUUAACAUUGAAUAGAAAUUAAGGUUUCAACAAUAUAGUAAAUUGUGUGUAUUUACAGCACAUUUACAAAGAAUUCCAACAAAAGAGAAACUGCUAUUUUCUGUCAUGAUUAAAAAUAAAUGUCCAGAUGGGUUUCAAAGAAUUCAUAAUC
Messenger RNA from Fundulus heteroclitus (mummichog), 1369 nucleotides. RefSeq names its product trace amine-associated receptor 1-like. The transcript has a single exon. Gene Ontology annotation, cellular component: membrane. The record is from RefSeq and is a predicted model, not a curated record. Gene Ontology annotation, molecular function: norepinephrine binding; beta2-adrenergic receptor activity. The coding region runs from base 178 to 1173 and encodes 331 amino acids. Gene Ontology annotation, biological process: adenylate cyclase-activating adrenergic receptor signaling pathway; negative regulation of smooth muscle contraction; norepinephrine-epinephrine-mediated vasodilation involved in regulation of systemic arterial blood pressure. NCBI's taxonomy places the organism in Eukaryota, Metazoa, Chordata, Actinopteri, Cyprinodontiformes, Fundulidae.